GCAACGCGCCGGCCACAUUCCAACGAGCUAUGAACAUCACGUUCCAGAACUUCGUCAACAAGACGCGACUCACGCAAGGGAUGAUCAACUUCUGCGUCAUCGUGUACAUGGACGACAUCCUGGUUUAUUCGGAAACCUAUCAUGGACAUGCGCAGCACAUCGAAUGGACACUGGGCACCUUACGAGACGCCGGAUUCAAGAUUGCGCUCGAAAAUAGCGAAUUUUUCCUCUCGGAAAUCUCGUUCCUAGGGUACGUCGUGACACGUGGAGGACUGCGGCCUGACUCAAGGAAGGUCGCGGCGGUGAAGGAAGCUCCUGUUCCCACAUCACUAACACAGGUCCGAGCCUUCUUGGGACUGACUUCCUACUAUCGACGGUUCAUCAAGGGCUUCGCCGCGAUUGCGCGGCCCUUAACGAAUCUGUUACGGAAGGACCAGCCCCUCAGUUGGGACGCGGAGUACGAGCAGGCCUUUGCGACCCUCAAGGAAGGUUUAGCAACAGCACCUAUUUUGAUCCGACCAGACCCCUCGAAGCAGUUCAUUCUCAUCACGGACAGGCAGCCGGAGACUAUUUCCGCUAUUUUAGUGCAGAAGGGGAACGAUGGUCGAGAGCACGUCAUCGAGUAUGCGUCACGAACGGUGGCAGACGAGCGGAAGAACGACUCAACACCACAAGGCGAAUGCUACGCUAUAUGGUCAGCGUGCGUGGAGGAGCUGGGGCGUGGCCGAAACCCGCCAUCACAGCGGGAUUAUCUGAGCCUGUGCGAGGUUAUCGAUCUCGCCUUUUUCCAAUAUCGGGCGGCCUCCGAAGACGAAGAAAUAGAGAUCGAAGAAGAGAGCGCUGACGACGAAGAAGAAGAAGUCGCUGAGGAGGAUGAGGAGGAAGAAACUCCCGAAGAAGGGAGCUACAGCGAGCACAGCGAAGGGGAGCAAAGUGAGGACGAGGAAGAAGAAGAACAGGACGAUGAAGAAGAGGAGCUAGAGUUGGAAGAGUCGGAGUGGGAGAUCUCCGCGGAGGAGCUCGAGCGAGCAGAAGCGGAGCAGGCGGAAGACCCCGAGGCGGCGCGCAAAAGAGAAGAGAUCGCAGCCGGAAAACGACAGCUGGAAUUCGCCAGUGGAGCCAAUCUGCGGAUCAUCGACGAUCCGGCCCGUGAUCCCGAACCACCCAAGCCUGAAGAUGGGGACCCAGCUGCCGAGACUUCGACCACACCAGCAAGACGGCGACGAAGCCGAUCCCCUCCUCCUUCGGCUCCGACCUUUCCUGACCCCUCUCCCGAUUAACCCUCCCACUCGCCAUGCCCCAAUGU
Chara braunii is the source of this 1306-nucleotide messenger RNA. Lineage: Eukaryota; Viridiplantae; Streptophyta; Charophyceae; Charales; Characeae. The record is from the annotation of a GenBank genome assembly.